Molecule: messenger RNA, 1046 nt
Organism: Paramacrobiotus metropolitanus
Lineage: Eukaryota; Metazoa; Tardigrada; Eutardigrada; Parachela; Macrobiotidae
Exons: 3
Coding region: 163-780 (205 amino acids)
Source: RefSeq, a predicted model, not a curated record
UUCUCUGGAGACGGUACUUAAGGCAACUCUUGUCAAAAUAUCGUAGUCAACAACCAAAACGGAAAAGCAAAGCGGUGUUGAACAUACUCCAGUGAGCGCAACCACAGCAUUUCCAGACUGAAGCAAGAUUGGAAAGGACCGCACUGGUGAAAAACGGGCAGAAUGUUCAUAACAUCGUGUUUUCUUUGUGCCGUUAUCCUUGCUACUGGCAGUUCGUCAUCGCCAAUGAAUGAAACAUGUGACGCGCUGGCGAGACGCUGUGAAACGCUGCAGAAUACGCUGGCCGACCAUAACGAGCUCAUGGGGACAGAGUGGCCCGUGGCGGAUGACAAGGCGAAUCAGACAGCGCAGACCGAGAAACUGAUUUGCCGUUUCAUGCAGGAAUCCGCGCAAUGUUUAAACGCCUUGCACCACGACUGUCCUACACAGCCGCUGCAUGGUGGAAACAGCCACUUUAUAGCCACAUGGCUGACAUUCAUCGCCAAACUUUGUGACCCAGCCUCCCCUGUGCAAACCUAUGUACCGGUCCUGGACUACUGCUAUAAGGAGAAUACUGGUAUUAUUCGAGCGGACAUACCGAUGCUGCAUUCUCAGCUGGUUUAUGUGCAACAGUCCGUCAAUGCUUCCACCGCUCGAAUAAACGCUUGCAGGGCGCUAUCCGACAUCGCGGCACACAUGAACGGAACAGCUGCAGCAAUUAGAAAAAAGUGCGGUGAGGAAGGCCUGCGAAUUCUGUUGGAUGGCGCCGGAUAUCUUCUAGCGACUAAUUGCCCAAAUUGAGCGCGCCUUUUAUUUCGGCUGUCUAUUUAUUGUCGUUGCAAUAAAAUAUUUUUGUUGAAGCACAGGCGGCUUUUGACACAAUCUAAUGCGGCGGAAGCCACUAAACGUUAGCUGCUUCGACGUCGGCACCAACACGGCACUGCAGAGUGCGACUCAGCUUGAUUUUACACUGUAGACAAACUUCUAUUUCACUUACACGGAAUUGUGGCGGAAAUUUUAGAUAUUUUUAAAAAAAAAUUUCCUUUACUGGCAAACAAUAUCUGCAA